UCUGGCUGAGACCACCCGGGCUAAGGUCAGGACCCUUGGAGAGAGCCCCAUCCAAGGAAUGGGUUGAAAGAGCAGGAGCCCGCCAAGAACAGCCACAAAGAUACAGAGGGCCGCCCCGGUAUCCAAGGCGUGUGUAAUGAUUUUGUGAUUCUUGGCGGAACGGGAGGCCACACCAAGAUAAAAGCAUGGCAAGGCCUAAUGAGUGUAUUUCAGAUUUGGUCAUUACUUUGGUAAGCCGAGGACAUCAGGAAUUCUUUAAAAGAUUGUGUUAUAGAAGUGUUUAGACGUGUACACAAGUACAGGAAAAUACGGAAAAUAGCAUACCAUUAUGAAUCCCACGUAAUCAUCACCCAGCUCAACCACAAAUGGCCACCCUGGUUGCAUUACAAGUAUGUUAAGAUUCACUGGGGCACCUGGGUGGCUCAGUCGGUGAAGCCUCCGACUUUGACUCAGGUCAGGAUCUCGUGGUUUGUGAGUUGGAGCCCCACAAUCGGGCUCUGCGCUGACAGCGUGAAGCCUGCCUUGGAUCCUGUCCCCCUCUCUCUGCCCCUCCCCAGCUUGCACUCUUUCUCUCUCUCUCAAAAAUAAAUAAGCAUUAAAAUUUUUUUAAUUAAAAAAAAGAUUCACCUCAAAACCAUACCAGUAAUAUGUCAAUCUUAAAUUUAAAAAAAAGUUCCCUUCAUGUUUAAUGAGUAUAGAGGUUCAGUUUUGCAAGAUGAGAAGAGUUCUGGAAAUUGGUUGCACAACAAUGUGAAUUCUGAGGCACACCUUUAACCCUUAGCUAAGCUCCUAUGCCCUUCAUACCUUCAUUCACAGAAAGGGAAGAUGGAAGAGCUGAGUCAAGCCCUGGCCAGUAGCUUUUCUGUGUCUCAAGAUCUGAACAGCACAGCUGCCCCACACCCCCGCCUGUCCCAGUACAAGUCCAAGUACAGUUCCUUGGAGCAGAGCGAGCGGCGCCGCCGACUAUUGGAACUGCAGAAAUCCAAGCGGCUGGAUUACGUGAACCAUGCCAGACGACUGGCUGAAGAUGACUGGACAGGGAUGGAGAGUGAGGAAGAAGAUGAUAAAAAAGAUGAUGAAGAGAUGGACGUUGACACUGGCAAGAAGUUACCAAAACGCUAUGCUAAUCAAUUGAUGCUGUCUGAGUGGUUGAUUGACGUCCCUUCAGAUCUGGGGCAGGAAUGGAUUGUGGUCGUGUGCCCUGUUGGAAAAAGAUCCCUGAUCGUGGCCUCCAGGGGCUUUACCAGUGCCUACACCAAGAGUGGUUACCGUGUCAACAGGUUUUCUUCCCUGCUGCCAGGAGGCAACAGGCAAAACUCAGCGACAGCAAAAGACUACACCAUUCUGGACUGCAUUUACAGCGAGGUGAAUCAGACCUACUAUGUUCUGGAUGUGAUGUGCUGGCGGGGACACCCUUUUUAUGACUGCCAGACUGAUUUCCGGUUCUACUGGAUUCAUUCAAAGUUGCCAGAAGAAGAAGGACUGGGAGAGAAAACCAAGCUCAAUCCCUUUAAAUUUGUAGGACUAAAGAAUUUCCCUUGUACCCCUGAGAGCCUGUGUCAGGUGCUGUCAAUGGAUUUCCCUUUUGAGGUAGAUGGACUUCUCUUCUACCACAAGCAGACCCACUACAGCCCUGGAAGCACUCCUCUUGUGGGCUGGCUGCGCCCCUACAUGGUGUCAGAUGUUCUUGGAGUAGCCGUGCCAGCUGGCCCACUGACCACCAAGCCAGAAUAUGCUGGGCAGCAGCUCCAGCAGAUUAUUGAGCACAAGAGGAGCCAGGAAGGCAUGAAGGAGAAAGUCACACACAAGGCAUCUGAGAGUGGACACUAUGAGUUGGAACACCUGUCUACCCCCAAGCUGAAGAGCCCUCCCCAUGGCCUUGACCCCCCAGGGAGCCUCAUGGAAAACUAAACAGGGUGGCUCCUUGGGGAGUCACAGGAUGGGGCUUGGUCCCAGAAGGAAGGCUGGGGAGGAGGACAAUGACAACAAACAGGUGACUUCAUUUUAGAGUGGACUUUCCAAAGCCACUCCAGCUGGAAACAGCUUAUCUCCUAUCUGAAAUGCUGGCUCAGACAGUUGAGGGCGGUUUCCAGAUUGGAUGGAUUUGGGAUUUGAGAAGUAACUCCUGUGAAAAGUGUAUCCCAGAUAUCUACAAUGUAAAUAUAUGUAAUUCUUAAGAAAGAA
Molecule: messenger RNA, 2184 nt
Organism: Neofelis nebulosa (Clouded leopard)
Lineage: Eukaryota; Metazoa; Chordata; Mammalia; Carnivora; Felidae
Gene: SNUPN
Product: snurportin 1
Exons: 10
Coding region: 826-1911 (361 amino acids)
Biological process (GO): snRNA import into nucleus; protein import into nucleus
Cellular component (GO): nucleus; cytoplasm
Molecular function (GO): protein binding; nuclear import signal receptor activity
Source: RefSeq, a predicted model, not a curated record